UGCCCCAGCUGGGCAGUGCUGCUCUGCGCUGCGCCGCGCUCGGUGCCUGCGCUCCCCGCUCCGCGCUCCCCGCCAGCUGCCCCGGGGCAGGAGGCGCGCCUGGCCGGCCAGACAAAGGAGGCGCGGCAGAGCCAGCGCGCGGGCGGACAGACCAUGGACUCUGAGCGCGAGCGGCCGGCCCCUGCGCUGAGGAACCCGCGCUCCCGGGCCCGGCCCUAGGUGCCCGGCCCGCCGCCCCGGGCGCCCAGCGAGGAGGACGCAGAGCCCGCCCGGCGCGGAGGCGGCGGCGGCCGCCGAGCCAGAGGGGCGCCGCGGUGGGCGGCCCGCGCGGCCCCCGGAGCCAUGGGCAAGUGCAGCGGACGCUGCACGCUUGUCGCCUUCUGCUGCCUGCAGCUGGUGGCUGCGCUGGAGCGGCAGAUCUUUGACUUCCUGGGCUACCAAUGGGCUCCUAUCCUAGCCAACUUCCUGCACAUCAUGGCAGUCAUCCUGGGCAUCUUCGGCACCGUGCAGUACCGCUCCCGGUACCUCAUUCUGUAUGCAGUCUGGCUGGUGCUCUGGGUUGGCUGGAAUGCGUUUAUCAUCUGCUUCUACCUGGAAGUUGGACAGCUGUCCCAGGACCGGGACUUCAUCAUGACCUUCAACACAUCCUUGCACCGCUCCUGGUGGAUGGAGAACGGGCCAGGCUGCCUGGUAACACCUGUCCUGAACUCCCGCCUGGCCCUGGAGGACCACCAUGUCAUCUCUGUAACUGGCUGCCUGCUUGACUAUCCCUACAUCGAAGCACUCAGUAGUGCCCUGCAGAUCUUCCUGGCUUUGACUUCAUCGGUGGCUUUGACUCCUACGGAUACCAGGCUCCCCAGAAGACAUCGCAUUUACAAUUGCAGCCUCUAUACACGUCGGGGUAGCUUCUGCCCCGCGCCCACCCUGGCGCCCAGUGCUUGGUGGCUAGACUGACAGCCGCCGCAGCGAGCUCGGGCCAAGAUGGCAGGUGCACACCGGGCAGCUCGCGGACGCCUGCAGCCUGCGCCGCUCGGUCGGCCUGCCGGAAACUUGGACUCACUUGGCCCUUCACAGCACGGACUUCAGGG
Messenger RNA from Manis javanica (Malayan pangolin), 1088 nucleotides. RefSeq names its product sodium/potassium transporting ATPase interacting 1 (gene NKAIN1). Gene Ontology annotation, biological process: regulation of sodium ion transport. Lineage: Eukaryota; Metazoa; Chordata; Mammalia; Pholidota; Manidae. The record is from RefSeq and is a predicted model, not a curated record.